Morone saxatilis (striped sea-bass) is the source of this 3894-nucleotide messenger RNA. It is a transcript of the gene ogfrl1, whose product is annotated as opioid growth factor receptor-like 1. Gene Ontology annotation, molecular function: opioid growth factor receptor activity. Gene Ontology annotation, cellular component: membrane. The transcript has 7 exons. Bases 137 to 1321 code for a protein of 394 amino acids. The record is from RefSeq and is a predicted model, not a curated record. NCBI's taxonomy places the organism in Eukaryota, Metazoa, Chordata, Actinopteri, Moronidae.
CUCGGCUCUGAGGGCAAUGUGAGCCCAUCUCUCUGCAAACCAAAAUACGAGGUUGUGAAUAAAACUAUGUAGCAUUUUCUGUGCAAAGAAGAGGAAAAUAAACAGGAAAAGCAGGUGUUGCAUGUUUUUUUUUUAAAUGGGAAAUCUGUUGGGCAGCUGGCGUUUCAAGGAGCCGAGCACCGUUGAGGAAUGCGACUCGACGUGGGGGUCGGACUCGGAGAGCGACGAGCCGGCGGGUGAAGAUGACAGCGGCAUCUCCGACUCCAUCAGUCCGGCGGAGAGCGACCGGGCCGCGGGAGACGCGUCCCCGCAGCUGACUGAAUCCCCACAGUCUGCUCCAAGGAUGAAGAGGAGUUUCUACGCUGCCAGGGACCUCUACAAGUACCGUCAUAGCUACCCGAACUACAGGAAGUCCCGGCAACCCAACGAGUACCGUAACCUGCGCUUCUACCUGAACAAGAUCCCUCUGGUACCUGAUGGUAUCUACAUAGAGGAGAUUCUGACUAAGUGGAGAGGCGACUAUGACAAACUGGAGCACAAUCACACCUACAUUCAGUGGCUAUUCCCAUUAAGAGAACAAGGGCUCAACUUCUACGCACAUGAACUGACUCAGGAGGAGAUCAAAGAAUUCCAAAGCACUCGGGAAGCUAAGCGGAGAUUCCUGGCGGCCUAUUCCCUGAUGUUGGACUUCUACGGCAUCAAACUGCUGGAUAAGAGUGGGAAUGUCGCUCGGGCUCCCAACUGCCAGGAGCGCUUCCAGCACCUUAAUGAGUCCCAGCACAACUACCUGCGGAUCACGCGCAUCCUGAAGUCCCUGGGUGAGCUCGGCUACGAGGCCUUCAAAGCCCCGCUGGUCCGUCUGUUCCUGGAGGAGGCGCUGUGCCGCAACACCCUUCCCAACAUGCAACACAGCGCGCUUGAGUACUACGUCUACACCAUCCGCCUGCCAGCCACCCGCAGACGCCUGCUCCGCUACGCCCGCCAGCACUACAGGCCCGCCCACGCCUUCCUCUGGGGUCCGCCGCCUAAGAGGCGAGGGGGUGGCGUCAGUGGAAGCGUAGGUGCUGGAAGUAGUGGGAUCAGGGCGCCUGCUCCAACGCCAGAGCAACAGAGGAGGGAGGAGGAGAGCACCACCGCCCCCUCUGCCAGUAGUGGGAUUAUUGUGUCUUCUCAUGAUGCCAUAAUGUGCCAGGAGCUGGCUGGAGGAGGGCUGAAGGGCUGCGCAGGACUCGGCUCCAAUAUGGCCGGACUGGAGGGGGCGUUACUGAUGGUGGCAGCUAGAGCAGAGAGGAACGAGUAUAACGACAUGGUUCCUCUGUAGGGAAUGGGGUUCGAUUGUUAGGCAGAAAACAAAAUGAACCGGUUCCAUUGUAAAGAAAUGAUUGAUUAUGCCUGAACUUCAUUGUUAGACUCACAAAGCUUUUAUUGACAGUAAUCGUAGAACACAUUCGUAGAAUCUGAUCGUCAGAAUCAGUUCAGGUUAAGGGCUUACCAUACUACUUACAGAACUAGCAUGUUAUUUCUUUGCUGAUCAGUAUUGAAUUUGGGGCAGGACUGGUCACAUCUUGAGCCAAGAUAAACAAACUCACCUCGGACCAAAUCCCAAAACCAUCUAAAACUAAUAGAGACCCAGACGUGUGUUGCAAGGCUUUUCCUCAUCUGGGCUACGAAACAACUUAGAUCGCCUUAUUUAAUGAUGUGAACUGUCGGGGAGGUGCUCACCUUUUAGAGCCAAAAGAUGUCUGCUGACGGGUGCAUUGGUCUCGCGAUGGUUUUGGGAAACAAAGUCCUUCCUACUGGAGCUCCGCUGAGCAACAAGCUGAGUGAAACUUACAAUGUGAAGAGGAGGUCAGGGAGUUGUCUUUUUCUAAAGAACAGAACAGAAGAAAGGGUGGCUAAUUUAUCAUAGCAAUACUUUGAAACCACAUUUUUUGAAGUCUUUACUUUGUUGUUAAUAAUAGAAGGCACAAUAUUGAUCUGCUCUGUGAGAGGUAGCUGCUCCCCCUGAAAAUUGUAUAUUUGUAUUAAUUAAUUGUACUAUUGAGCAAAGAAACAGGACUUGUCAGUGACUUGAUAUCUGUAAGAACCAGAGAGGCUUUUCAGUGACGUUGCUACACUCCUGUCAACAGUGAGUACAGAGUGUGGUGUCACCCAGAAGGCCUCUCUGUUCUUACAUUAGCAGGGGAUUGGAUGCGACUGGAGUUAAUGUGGUGAUCAAACAGGUAACAUGUGGUGUGUUGCACUUUUUUGACAAUCUGUGUCUUCCUGUUGAGUGCGCUGUUGGUUUUUCCAAAUCGUGAUCUAAAUGUGUAAUCUACAAAUGGUCAGGAACUCGCCGCCUCAUUAAUUGAUUGUUCUCAUAUCGUCUAGCCUUGCAAUAGUUUGUUUUCAACCAGGCUACACAUAGAAGGAGGUGAUACUGUUAAUGCUUUCUGAAUAUAACCGUUAAAAGCUUCUAGGGCAGAGUUUGUAGAAGUGCAGCUGGUAGUGUUUAUAACAUAAUAUUAUAAAUAUUCUAAAAUAUUUUUUUCCUGUAGAACUGUACUAUGUACCAGGCACAUCCUGGAAAUAAUAAUGAACAAUAACAAGGACACUUGCAGGUUUACCAGACGCAAAGCGGGACAGAAAACGCUCCUUUUUCCAUUUCCUGUCCCAUGUCAGUUAAGAGCUGUUCACACCUGCAGGAAACUUUUGGCUUGAAGUCUAUUUUGGAAAUGCUGCAGAAGGUAACAUUUACAUCUUCUUUUAAAAGGCUUAUUAUUAGGUGAGAAGAUUUUUCUGUAAAUUAAACUGAAAUCUACUUGGUUUGAACUGUUAUUUAUGGGCUCUGGUCAACUGCAGCUAAUCGACUGCGGUGAGAACAACCAAGCACGCCGUGAACCCGAGCUAACGUGGACUGUCCCAUAAACGCUGACCAGUUUUAUGAGCAAAGAAAAGCCCUGGGAAAUGAUUUCUUAAAAGUACUGGGAACCCUGUGUAAUGAGGGUGCAUGAGUCCUUUAAUUAGCAUGUAUAACGAUAACAGUAAUUUAACUCUGCUAACACCCAGACUAAUUAUUUCUUUUAGGGUUAGCAGCUGCUCAAGAGAGUGAAACAGGUUUUACACUCACCUUCCGAAAUGUUAAGAAACAGCAUAUCAUCACCUUCAUCCUGUCACAAGUUGACAGCAACACCUUGCUUGUGUUUAUUUUUUAUUUAUUAUUAACAGAUGGAUAUUGAGCCGGUAAGCAGUUGGCAGACGAGUUAAGGUUGAAUUCUAGGCAUCGUUUCAAACAGACCUUUGAGUUCCUGGUUGCAAUAUCUUUGAAAUUAAAAGCCAUGUGAGGUGUUAAGAGAGCAUACAAUGCGGUCAGCUGCUUUUCCUGUUUAUCAUCAGCUGACGAUGUCUCUACGUUGCUCCCCAGCCAAGUGUAUCUGAAAUAAUUGUAAAAAAACAACAACUUUUCAGGUGAAUUCUGUGAUAACAUGGGCUCAAGUAUCUGAUUUUUUUAGUAUGUGUACAUAGUGUGUGUGCGUGUGUAUGUGAUAUUCUUAAGUGCCUUUUUUGUAUUUUUUAUGUUUAUCUGUAUGCUGUAAGAAGCGUCUUUCCCAUCUUAUUUCCUGUACAUCCUGUUUUUUGUACAGCUUUUUGAUAUUUACAUUGUUUGCAUUAUAGUCAUAUACAGUAUUAAUGUACAGUAACAGCAGGAAUACUAAGAAUUGAUAUAGAUGAGGUGAAUAAUAUAUAAUACUUGAAAUAGUUUGUAUCUGGCCUGUUGAUUAAAAUGUGAUUGUUCAUUAUUCACUAUGCUUGCUGGUGUUUUCCCAGUGUUCUUUGAGCAUAGAUGGACACAAUAACUGGACAUUUGCCCUAAAAUGUGAAAUUUGCCACACUUGACUCAAAUAAAAACGAGGA